This is a messenger RNA of Thamnophis elegans (Western terrestrial garter snake), 2532 nucleotides long. It is a transcript of the gene RNF139, whose product is annotated as ring finger protein 139. Gene Ontology annotation, biological process: ERAD pathway. Gene Ontology annotation, molecular function: zinc ion binding; ubiquitin protein ligase activity. Gene Ontology annotation, cellular component: endoplasmic reticulum; endomembrane system. NCBI's taxonomy places the organism in Eukaryota, Metazoa, Chordata, Lepidosauria, Squamata, Natricidae. The record is from RefSeq and is a predicted model, not a curated record.
UGCCGCUGCCGCAGGUGGCGCGCGCUGGCUGGUCGAGAGGCGGAGGCGGAGGAGGGAGGAGGAGGAGGAAGGAGAGGAGCCGGGCGCAAUGGCGGCGCCGGCCACCCCACGCGCAACGGCGACCACGCGGGUGGGAUCCCACGCGGCUGGCGGGGAAGCCGAAGCCAGCAGCGGCCGCUAGAAGCAUCCGGCAAUCCGCCGUCGCUGCCGCCGCCGCCGCCGUCAUCCCCUUUCUCUACCUCUUCCCCGCCAGCCGCCCAGAGACGGACAGGAGGCGGCGGGGACUCGGGGAUGGCGGCCCCGGGCCCCCUUCAGCCGCCGCCAGAGCUGCUGGGCCCGCGGCUCCGGGUAGCCGCGGAGGUGAUGCUGCGGGUGCCCACCCUCUUCCUCAUCGACACCAUCUUCAACUCGCCCCCGGUCUUCCCCGGGGAUUCCUUCUUGGCCGGCUUCCUGGGAGGGCUCCUGCGGCUGCUGGGAGUCUUGGCAUCCAGCGUUGUCCUGAUUCUGUCACAACGAUCGCUUUUCAAGUUUUAUAUGAUCAGCUGUGCUUUCCUGUUAGCUGCAACGUCAGUGUUGGUGAACUAUUACGCUUUUUUGCACAUAAACUUCCACAGUGCCUAUUACACAACACCUUUUGGAGUUCAGCUCCUUCCUCAUAAAGGACCUACCUUAUGGAUGGCACUCUCUGUUCUUCAGCUUGCCUUUGGGAUUGGUUAUGUCACUCUCUUAAAUAUCGAAUCCAUCUAUUCUCAGCUCAUCGUCUUGGUAUUGCUUCCCAUCGCAGGCUUGAUCUUCGACCUACCGUUACACUUCAGGCAGAUUUUAGUCUUUGCAUCAGGUUCCAUUUUGACGUUACACAGCUUGGUUAUUUUAUUUACUAUGAAAUGGGUCUACUACUCCACAAGGUAUGUUUAUCUCCUCAUAAGGCAUAUGUACGCAUUACGGAUACAGUUGUUGCUGGAAGACACGUGGAAAAGGAUUCGCUUUCCAGACGUGCUGCGGAUUUUUUGGCUAUCAAGACUGGCAAUUCAAGCUGCUGUGCUGCUGUACGUUAUUAAAGCAGCCGAAACGGACCCGAGCAUGAAAUUCUACAUGAUUUCUUCGGACAGUUUCUGGGAAUUACUUUGCAGCCUUAUCAUCAGCGAUGCAUUCACGUUAACCGUGUUAGGCAUGAGUGCGGAUUCAUCUGUGGCUCACUAUCUGGGGCUGGGUAUUUUGGCCUUUAUUGGGUCCACAGAUGAAGACGAUAGGAGGCUCGGUUUUGUGGCACCGGUCUUAUUUUUUAUUUUAGCCCUCCAGACUGGAUUAAGUGGGCUAAAGCCAGAGGAGAGACUGGUCGCGUUAAUUCGAAACAUGUGCCUUUUGCUGACGGCAGCGCAUUUUAUCCACGGGAUGACCGACCCUGUGCCCUGUCUCUGAGUGCCCUCCCACGGCUCCUCGCUUCGCAGGCACUUCCCCGUGCUUUUUGUCUCCGCUUGCCUCUUCCUCCUCCCGAUUUUGCUUAGCUACAUCCUCUGGCAUCACUAUGCACUAAAUACGUGGCUGUUUGCCGUGACAGCCUUCUGCGUGGAGCUCUGCCUCAAGGUCAUUGUCUCUAUCACUGUAUACAUACUGUUCAUGAUCGACGGCUACUAUAAUGUUUUAUGGGAAAAGCUGGACGAUUAUGUCUACUAUGUUAGAUCAUCAGGCAAUAUCAUUGAAUUUAUAUUUGGAGUAAUAAUGUUCGGCAACGGUGCUUACACCAUGGUCUUUGAAUCAGGAAGCAAAAUCCGGGCCUGUAUGAUGUGCCUGCAUGCCUAUUUCAACAUUUACCUGCAAGCGAAGAACGGCUGGAAAACGUUCAUCAAUCGUAGGAUGGCUGUGAAAAAGAUCAACUCCCUUCCGGAGAUCAAAGGGGAGCGAUUGCAGGAGAUAGACGAUGUGUGCGCCAUCUGCUAUCAUGAAUUCACCACGUCCGCCCGCAUUACUCCAUGUAACCAUUACUUCCAUGCGCUUUGCCUUCGGAAAUGGCUCUACAUCCAGGAGACGUGUCCCAUGUGCCAUCAAAAAGUUGACAUCGAUGAGAAGGAGAACCCCAUCUCUCCCAACAAUAACGCCUUCGUACGCCCCCGAUGACAAUGACCCCGAUGAAAAUCCCGCCCAGGAGGAGAACAAGAAGCUCCUGCUGAAGAUGAACUUAACGAUGAGAGUACAGAGAGCGAAGAAGAGACAGAGAGCUCGACUCAGUCCAGUGCCGCAGUACCCGAACAGCCCUCUGAACACCAAUCCUGACCCUGUGCUCGAAUUAAAAUGGCAAAUCCCCGAACCCUGCGGGUGUUUGUGGAGUUCAGCAUUGGAAUAAAAAGCUUCACUUCGUCAACUAAGCACAAGAACACAAUGUCCAAAAUUGUUGAAUCUGUGAAUGAGUUGUCAUUUUACUGUGAUGUGCUACUGUAAAUAUGGCUGGUAUUAAUGCUGUCUCUUUUGCGACCACUUUAAAACUUUAUGUACAUUAUUGUACAUGGAAUAAAAUGUUUUCACCUAUUUUUUUAA